GUAAGUCCUAAACUGCCUUCUUCCCGGGACAACCGAGAUGGAUGGGUGACAAAACCGGUGGUUCCCGUAGACUUUUCAUUUUUAAUAAAAAUAAUAAUAAAAUAAAAUAAAAAUCAACACUGCUACCCUUCCUCUCCAGUGUCUGUGUAACCAAGAACGAUACCAUGGCGUCCGCAUACUUAUCGUCCAUCACUGGAGCUUUCCUUUCUCCAUUCCAUCAAGUGGCCUUUGAUAAACUUGUUAGCUAUUUAAUUGAUUAUCUGUCCAAAGACUUCCCUUCAUCAUCCGAAGAUCCCAACAAACUUCAACAACUUGUGCAAAAUGAUCUGAAGGCCUUUCGAAAUUCCAGGGAAAAGAUCAAAGGAACUCUGCGUGUAGCUAAGAAGCUCCAGAAGCAAGAUGAGUGUGGCCCAUUUCUUGAGAGAACUUAGAGAUGUUGUUUAUGCUGCACAAGACUUGGAAGAUGACUUGGAGUACAUAGAGCUUCACAAGAAGUUCAACAAGCAGCUGCCUGAAGCUUCAACUCAAUCUUCAGCCAAAAAGCCCAGGAUUUCAUCCUCUCAGCAAUUGGAGCUUUCACCAGAUGACAUCUUGAACAAUGUUCGGAACAUUACUGAACAACUAAAUUGCAUUGAUUCUGGUCUGAAGGAUGCUAUUAAAAUGGCUAUGCUUUUCAAGGAACUAGACAAGCAUGAGGAAAAUAGUCUUGGGGGGCAGCAUCAUAUACUUCAGAAGAGGCAUGUUACUACAUCAUCUAUGAAUGCAAGGAAAAUAUAUGGCCGUGAAUAUGAAAAAGCACAACUAAUAAGGAUGGUGAAAGAGCCACCAAGCGUCAAUAGCAAUGUCUCAGUUCUUCCUAUUCUUGGGCUUGGUGGAAUUGGCAAGACCACUCUGGCUCAGUAUUUGUUCAAUCACCAAGAAGUUGAAAGUAAUUUCCAUGAGAAGGCUUGGAUCUUUGUCUCACAUAACUUUGAUCGGAUCAGAAUCACCAGAGAGAUACUAGAUUCGCUUUCUGAUCAUAAUGGGUGUAAAUUCCUGCAUAGCACAAAUUUGGAUUGCCUAGAGGCCGAGCUUAAGAAGAAAUUAACCGGGAAAAGGUUGUUGCUUGUGUUGGAUGAUGUGUGGUCUAAUGAAUGGACAGAACUACUUUUUCCAAUUGAAUCUGCUGCAAUAGAGUGUGUGAAAAUUAUUGUUACUGCAAGAGACCAAAUUGUGUUGCAAGGGAAGGGGAAGAGAAAUGAAAUCAUUCUCAAAGGUCUAGAGGAAAAAGACUACUGGUCCUUCUUUGUGAGUUGUGCAUUUGGUGAUGAAGAUCCUGCUAAAUAUCCUCCAAGAUUGCAUGAUGUCGGCAAGCAAAUUGCACUAAGGCUCCAAGGAUCACCUCUCGCAGCAAAAACAGUCGGACAGGUGCUGUGGCAAAAGUUGAAUGCGGAGCACUGGAUGUAUGUCUUGAAGAGCAACCUAUGGGAGUUAGGAACUGAUGGGAAUAACAUCAUGCCGGCACUAGCAUUGAGCUACUACAAUCUACCGGAGCAUCUCCAAUUGUGCUUUUGCUUUUGUUCUAUGUUCCCUAAAGGUUAUGAGUUUAAUGCGAACAGUAUAGUCUGUAUGUGGAUAGCGCAUGGUUAUGUCUUUGAAGCUGAACUUAGUUCGAAGACAGCAGAAGACAUAGGACAUGAGUAUGUUACUGACCUGUUGUGUAGAUCCUUCUUUGAAUAUGGCUCUUCAAAAGAAUCCUUGAAGAUACAUGACCUACUGCAUGAUUUGGCACAUUCAGUUUCUUUAGGUGAGUGUUAUAUUUACGAAGGUCAAACACCGAAGAGGAUCCCUGAAAGUGCUCGCCACUUGUGUGUUCAAAGUUCAGUUAAUCUUAGUUCAAUAUGCGAAAUGAAAAACUUGCGCACACUUGUGAUAUUUGGAGGAGAAUUGCAGGCUCAUGAGCUUGAAGCUUUAAAAAACAUCCGUGUGUUGGUAUUGCUUGAUUCUGAAGUGAAAGAGAUCUCACCUUCUAUUGGUCAUCUUAAGCACCUGCGCUACCUGGAUUUAUAUGAAACUAGUAUAGAAUCACUACCUGAGUCUUUGUGCGGUCUGUAUCAGCUGAAAGUGUUGAAACUAAAAAAGUUAGGCACAUUACCAAGCCAAUUGAGCAACCUCAUCAACCUUCAAUUUUUCGUCGUAAAUUGUCAAAGAAGGCUUGCAUUUAGCCAGCCCUGGGAACUAGUAUUCCCUUUGAAAAAGGAGACUGGUUACAGGAUAGCGCAACUGAAGGGCAUGAAGAAAUUAAGAGGAACACUUACAAUAAGAAAGCUUGAGAACAUCCAAAGUAAAGAGGAUGCAAGAGAAGCCAAUCUAAAGGAAAAAUGUCAUCUCAUGGAGCUACGCUUUUUUUGGUCUGGUGCAUUUUCCAACUUCGAUGUUGUGGAAGAAGUUCUUGAUUCUCUGCAACCUCAUCCCAAUUUGACAAAUCUGUACAUAGUUAAGUACAUGGGCUCAAGAACUCCGAGUUGGUUAAUGACAUACUCAAUGCAGAAUCUCAAAAAAAUCCUGCUGUAUGGUUGUGCAAAUUGGCACCUUCUUCCAACACUUGGACAGUUACCUUUCCUCAAGACUCUGUCAUUAGAAGACAUGAAUGCAACAAUCGAGAGCAUUGAAGACUUGGAUGUGGUGUUCCCAUCUCUGGAAAAGCUAGAAUUGGAGCAAGCAUCUAUAUCUUUUGAUGGCAUGCCAGUGACAAGACAAGAAUGCCGAUACUUUCCUCGUCUUCGCCACCUCAGUAUUACUGGUUGUGAUAUUGUGCGGGGUUUGCCUUGGACUCGGCUUUCGGCUUUAGAAGAUCUAAAAGUAUAUUACAGUUCCGGACUUGAUGACCAACUUCCUGGAUGCCUUCAAGGCCUCACAGCUCUUACCAAGUUGAUGAUACGUGAGGCCAAAAUGGUGUCACUUCCUGGUGGAGUGAUGAACAACUUGAAAGCACUCAAGAUUCUUGAUGUCUCUCUUUGUAAUGAGCUCACUUCAGUAGCUUUACAGGCUCUUUCUUCCUUGGAGUACCUUAAAAUUUCUGGUUGUUCUAAAUUUGUUUAUUGGCAGUCUGAGAUGCAAGAAGCUGGAGCACUGUUGCCAAAUUUGCACGAUAUGCAUAUAGAGUAUUGUCAAAGUUUGGAGUAUCUACCUACUUGGCUAUCUUCCAUUACCUCUCUAAAGAUUUUAAGUAUUGUCACUUGUCCUUUACUUAGGUCACUGCCAGAGAGUGGUCUACCUUCUUUGCUGAGAGAAUUGUGCAUCUUAGGCUGUGACAAGGGGUUGAUAGAUCGAUGCCAAGACCAGGGGUCUCAGGAAUGGCUCAAGAUCAAGCACAUUCGUGACAGAAAAUUUUCUGCGUUGAGCCUGUGAAUUUUCUUUUCCUUUCUCUUUUUUUGGUGUUUUGGUUCGAAGUAGCAACAUUAUUGCAGUAUCCACUUGUCAUUGUUUUUACAUUACAAAUAGUUUCAAUCCUUUGCCUGGUGUACAAUGCUUGCCAGUUGAUACUGAAUCACAGAACUCCAGGAGUUCUGAUAUCUUUAUUGGAUCCAUUUCGGAUCUUACCAUACUGAUAUAUAUUGGAUGCGAGGUAGCUUAACGGGUGACCCAACGAAACCCGACCCGUUACCCACCCAGGUGCCAGCCUGGCAUUCUCCUCAACGUCUCUCCCCUGGCAUACGCCCAACCUUCAUCUCUCUCUCUCUCUCUCUCUCUCUAGUCUCCUCCCAAUUCGGGUGGGACGUAGAGGGCAUCACAUUCUCUUUCAUUCUCGCUCUGGUGAUCGUCGCCAUGGUGGUGUGCAUCCUUGUUCUCCUCGUGAAUUUCUACAUCCAUGUCAACUACUAGCACCCUGACGAUGCCAACCAGGCUUACUUUCUGAAGUUCGUCGUCAUCCUUGGCCUCUCCAUCGGCGCUAUCUCCAUUUUCAUGCUCCCGGCUGAUGUUGCCAAUCGUCAGGCUUGUUGCAGUGCCAUCUACAAUGAUGCCUGUAGCCUGACCCUUCCUAUGGAGACCCUUUGGCUCUUUGUUUAUAUCAUCAAUGCUGUCCUUGUCUUCCUCGCCAUCCCCUUCACCAUGUUCUAUUACGAGGUCGACCAGAACAAGGAAGAGGUUGAAGAGCGCUCUUAUGUGGGUGAUUGCGUCUGCCAUUAUCUGUAUGCUCAUUCUUGGAAUUCUCUAUGUGUUCUGCAUAUAUGGCAAGUGCCUUUUCACUGACAACUUGGACAACCCGUACUAUCUUCCCAGAAUAUGUGGUUGCUUUAACGACUAUUGUUGGAUCAGUUUGGAUCAGAACCUUCCUGAUAGAAAAUCCUAUGAAUAUCUACUGUUUCAUUUUGAUUGAUUUUUGGACUUCAUGUGCGUGUCCAUGUUAUUUACUUUGAGUUUCAAGCAUCUAUGGCAAUCAUUUCAGUGGCUUGGAUUGCCCACAUUGUGAUAUUGAUUGAUUGGCUCUCCACUUUCCCUUUUCUUAAAUGAAGUCUUCAUUCAAUUGGAUGAUAUAUGGGGGCUACUGGGUACUGCAGCAUUUGCUUUAUACUACUUCUACCUUCUACUCGCUGUUAUUGCAGGGGAAAUAAUGCUUGGUUUGCAAUUGGUAAUUAUAACCGUUCAUCCAAUGAAGUGGGGUGGAACACUGAUGAAUUCUUUUCCUUUUAAUGUUGGACUCAUUUUACUUUGAUCUAUAAGUGUGAUUCAGUUCUGUGCCACAGCUUUUGGUUCUUAUGCACAAGGAACUGCUGCUCAGGAUAUAAUCGGCCACACCAUACAGUCCCUUCGUGGUAUCAAAUAUCUAUACAAGUAUAAUAUGUUUCAAAUUGCAUUCAUUGGCUUUGCGUUUCUAACAUUAUUGUACAACGUGUUAUUUGUAAGUUCUAAUCACCGAUUAUCACCUUUUUGCCGUUCUUGAUUUCCAGUACUAUAAGAUUUCAAUCUCUAAGUUUGUCGGAACAUUUUCCGCAA
This is a messenger RNA of Dioscorea cayenensis subsp. rotundata (Guinea yam), 4977 nucleotides long. Its product is annotated as putative disease resistance protein At3g14460. Gene Ontology annotation, biological process: defense response to other organism. The record is from RefSeq and is a predicted model, not a curated record. Bases 400 to 3390 code for a protein of 996 amino acids. The transcript is spliced from 9 exons. NCBI's taxonomy places the organism in Eukaryota, Viridiplantae, Streptophyta, Magnoliopsida, Dioscoreales, Dioscoreaceae. Gene Ontology annotation, molecular function: ADP binding.